ACAGGCUCUGACUUCCCAGAAUGGUUUCUGCACAGUUCACCUUACUGCUCCUGGUCAGUGCCCUGUUCUCCGGACUGGUGUACCGUAUCACCAGUCACCGUGGAGAUGGAGACAAAUUCAAAACGUGGAAGAGGCCAAACUUUAUCAUUGUCCUGGCAGAUGAUAUAGGUUGGGGUGACCUUGGGGUCAACCGACCCGAGAGAAACCCGAGUCCCACGCCCUGGCUGGACUUAUUGGCAGCAGAAGGCAAAAGGUUCACGGAUUUCCACUCUCCUGCCUCCACCUGUUCCCCCUCACGUGCUGCCCUACUAACGGGCAGACACGGCUUACGCAAUGGAGUCACCCACAACUUUGCCGUCGGGUCCGUUGGCGGCCUGCCGCUCAAUGAGACCACCUUCCCCGAGCUCCUGCACAAUGCAGGUUAUUACACCGCCAUGAUUGGUAAAUGGCACCUGGGACAUAAAGGCCUGUAUAACCCGGUCCAUAGAGGUUUUGACUAUUACCUCGGUCUUCCCUACAGUAAUGACAUGGGCUGCACUGACCACCCUGGCUACGACCUUCCAAUGUGUCGUUCCUGUAAACAGGGUCUGAAGACAGACAGCCAGAAACACGGAGGGUGUUACACCGGUGUGGCGCUUCCCCUGUUUGAGAACCAGACCAUUCUGGAACAGCCGGUGGAUCUGUGGAGCCUGACGGAGAGAUACACGACCGCAGCUGUCAAGAUCCUUCACAGCGCCAGGGAGAGAGGGCGGCCUUUCCUCCUGUAUGUUGCUCUGGCUCACAUGCAUGUCCCACUUUGUCCCGGAAAUCUCUCAGACACGAGAGACAUCUACGCUUCCGCCCUCAAGGAAAUGGAUGGCCUGGUGGGGGCGAUAAAGAGCACAUCAGAUGCCACUGACAAGGAAAACACACUGAUAUGGUUCACUGGUGACAAUGGCCCGUGGGAGCAGAAAUGCCAGUUUGCGGGAAGCGCCGGUCCCUUUCUGGGCACGUGGCAAACGAGCCGAGGUGGAGGUUCAGCCAAGAAAACGACGUGGGAAGGCGGUCACCGGGUUCCCACAGUGGUGUACUGGCCUGGGAAGGUAUCAGCCAACACCACCAGCGGUGCUCUGCUGAGCGGCCUGGAUGUUUUCCACACCGUCCUCUCGCUGGCCGGGGUGGACCCACCGGCGGACCGACGUUACGACGGUAUUGACAUUACAGAUGUCCUGCUCCGCGACUCAGAUACCGGUCAUAAGAGUCUUCUCCACCCAAACAGUGGGGCCGCUGCACAGUAUGGAGAUCUCCAGACUGUCAGAGUGGGACACCACAAAGCUUUUUACAUCACAGGUGCGGCGGAGGCUUGUGGCGGAGGGAGCGGACAGCAGGCGCUCCACGACCCCCCUUUGAUUUUUGAUCUGUCUGAGGAUGAAGAAGAGAGCACACCCCUGGACCAGCAGAGCGAGGAGUACCAGGCUGCCCUGGAGGCUGUGCAGAAGACAAGGGAGGCUCUGCUAUGGGACAUUGCCACAGAUAACGUGUCCACCGCUGACUAUACAGUAAAACGGACCGCAGCUCCCUGCUGCCAGCCCAGGAACCCCGUCUGCCGCUGUCAUGGCCCGAGCUGACAGAUCAGUUCAGAACAACACACACACUCACACACACACACAGGUACACACACGCACACAAAUACACACAAAUACACACAGCUCCAGAGUUCUAGAACACAAAUGCCUAGAACCUAACAGUUGAAGUAGAAACAUACGACAGCUUACAGUAUUAAUGAAGUUGUAAGUUCAGUGUGCUCUCUAAACAAUAUAUGAAAAAGUGAAAGUGUUAGGUUAAGGUUAAUUGCUAUGCACUAGAUGGAAAUCUUUUUUUUUUUUUUUUUUGCAAUUAUAUUGUCUAUUUUUACAAUGGGUUUGUACAGUAUUGAGUUGAGUCAAAUCUUUUAAUGAUUAUUGGGGUAUGAAAUUGUAGAUCUUUUUGCAUUUACUGUAGUGUCAACUUGUGUCAAAUUGUUCGCGUAUGAACGAUUUUUAUAAAAGUUAAUACAAUAUUUUACUUCUGGAAUAAAGACUUAAAUGUGUGACCUAAAAACCUGA
Chanos chanos (milkfish) is the source of this 2084-nucleotide messenger RNA. RefSeq names its product arylsulfatase G (gene arsg). NCBI's taxonomy places the organism in Eukaryota, Metazoa, Chordata, Actinopteri, Gonorynchiformes, Chanidae. The transcript is spliced from 11 exons. The record is from RefSeq and is a predicted model, not a curated record. Bases 21 to 1607 code for a protein of 528 amino acids. Gene Ontology annotation, molecular function: arylsulfatase activity.